Nycticebus coucang (slow loris) is the source of this 5044-nucleotide messenger RNA. It is a transcript of the gene HNF1B, whose product is annotated as HNF1 homeobox B. The record is from RefSeq and is a predicted model, not a curated record. NCBI's taxonomy places the organism in Eukaryota, Metazoa, Chordata, Mammalia, Primates, Lorisidae. Gene Ontology annotation, biological process: regulation of transcription by RNA polymerase II; pancreas development; liver development. Gene Ontology annotation, molecular function: DNA-binding transcription factor activity, RNA polymerase II-specific; RNA polymerase II cis-regulatory region sequence-specific DNA binding. The coding region runs from base 1009 to 2412 and encodes 467 amino acids. The transcript is spliced from 9 exons. Gene Ontology annotation, cellular component: nucleus.
CGCCGAGCCCCUGGAGCCCAGGGCCCCGCGCCUGCGUGACAGUGCGCCUGGCCCCUCUCGCCAAGCUUGUCUCCCACCAGAGAAGUCCCCGGGGGGUGCUCCGCACCUCUCCCAAUACCUGGACCCUUCCCAAAGCCUCAGCCGGGCGGCCCUGGGGCCUGGGGCCCCGAGGCUCAUCUCCCCGGCCCAGGCCAGGGUCGAGGACCUAAGGGCCUUCCCAGCGGGGCUGGGGCUCGGCCAGGGAGAACCAGAGCUUCGGAGCCCUUUGCCAGGAGGUUUGCCCGCACAGCUGAAGGUGCAAGUGGGUGCAGUGAAACAGCUACAGUUUUCCGGGAGCAGAGGGUUCGCAGCCCCGCAAGCCCCAGCCCACACGUUUCUCCUCCUUGCCGCCUCGGGUCGGGGAAGCCGCAGGUCGGCCUCGGGCACAGCGACCUGCCCUUCUUUGCCUGGGGACCGGCAGCACCCGAGCCGGGAUGUGGGACGCGAGUUCUUUGGUGGCUGCUUUCAUUAGCAGAGCCCAUGGAGGGCCUGGGAUCAUCUUGAACCCCCCAAAGCUGGUGUAGAUUUGCAAAAAUGAAUGUUUGCACUUAGGGCCUGGGUAGACCCGCGCAGGGCAAAACCAAUCCUGAAUUCUAAGCACGCGGGGGUGUUGUGGGGGCAAGUGCGACCAAGACCUCGGUUCGCAAAGGUUUUGGCUUCAGUCUGAGAAAAGAGGGCCUUUCUGGAUCUCGCCACCUCCACCCCUGGGAAUUCAGGCAGACCGGCCAUCUACCCCAGGGCCAGGAUCCUUCCGACAGGCCUAGGCUUUGACAGCUGGUUACUAAUUAUCCAAGGAGCUAAGCGGUUCCCUAAGACCUCACUUUGCUCCGGGGCCACUUGGCUUUAGGAAGGAAGGAGCCCCUCGCGUGGCCUCUUUCGCAAGCGCCACGGUUUCAAGGCUUUAGGGGCGAGGACUGAGCCUCCGCCCGCGAUGGCAGUUUAAGUGAGGACCCUUGGAGGGCUGCCAAAAUGAUCAAGGGUUACAUGCAGCAACACAACAUCCCCCAGAGGGAGGUGGUCGAUGUCACCGGCCUGAACCAGUCGCACCUUUCCCAGCAUCUCAACAAGGGCACUCCAAUGAAGACCCAGAAACGCGCUGCCCUGUACACCUGGUAUGUCAGAAAGCAACGGGAGAUCCUUCGACAAUUCAACCAGACAGUCCAGAGUUCUGGGAAUAUGACAGACAAAAGCAGUCAGGAUCAGCUGCUGUUUUUCUUUCCAGAGUUCAGUCAACAGAGCCAGGGGCCUGGGCAGUCCGAUGAUGCCUGCUCUGAGCCCACCAACAAGAAGAUGCGCCGAAACCGGUUCAAAUGGGGGCCCGCGUCCCAGCAAAUCUUGUACCAGGCCUACGACCGGCAAAAGAACCCCAGCAAGGAAGAGAGAGAGGCCUUAGUGGAGGAAUGCAACAGGGCAGAAUGUUUGCAACGAGGCGUGUCCCCCUCCAAAGCCCAUGGCCUGGGCUCCAACUUGGUCACUGAGGUCCGUGUCUACAACUGGUUUGCAAACCGCAGGAAGGAGGAGGCAUUCCGGCAGAAGCUGGCCAUGGACGCCUAUAGCUCCAACCAGACGCACAACCUGAACCCCCUGCUCUCCCACGGCUCCCCCCACCACCAGCCCAGUGCCUCUCCUCCAAACAAGCUGGCAGGAGUGCGCUACAGCCAGCAGGGAAACAAUGAGGUCACUUCCUCCUCAACAAUCAGUCACCAUGGCAACAGCGCCAUGGUGACCAGCCCAUCAGUUUUACAGCAAGUCUCCCCAGCUAGCCUGGACCCAGGCCACAAUCUCCUCUCACCUGAUGUUAAAAUGCAGAUCUCAGUCUCGGGAGGAGGUUUGCCCCCCGUCAGCACCUUGACGAACAUCCACAGCCUCUCCCACCAUAAUCCCCAGCAAUCUCAAAACCUCAUCAUGACCCCGCUGUCUGGAGUCAUGGCCAUUGCACAAAGCCUCAACACCUCCCAAGCACAGAGCGUCCCUGUUAUCAACAGCGUGGCCAGCAGCCUGGCAGCCCUGCAGCCCGUCCAGUUCUCCCAACAGCUGCACAGCCCUCACCAGCAGCCCCUCAUGCAGCAGAGCCCGGGCAGCCACAUGGGCCAGCAGCCCUUCAUGGCCACUGUAACUCAGCUACAGAACUCACACAUGUAUGCACACAAGCAGGAACCCCCCCAGUAUUCCCACACCUCCCGGUUUCCAUCUGCAAUGGUGGUCACAGAUACCAGCAGCAUCAGUACACUCACCAACAUGUCCUCCAGUAAACAGGAAAUGAUCUCUUCAUCAAAAUACUUCAAGAUGCUCCUGAGAUGCUGCACCAGCCCCCAAGUGCACUGGUCUCCUCUCCACUGGACAGAGUGGCCAGUUGACCUUGAAACUGCAUGAGUGGCUCUCUAGAACUACUAUAAAGCUGUCUCCCUGUCCCUGGACAUUUCUGGAGUCUGGCAAAUAGGCUCACUUCUGUGCCAAUGAGGAUAAUUGGCUUAGGACCAAAAAAAUACCCAUAUAGCACUUUACAAUUUUUACUUCUCAUGGACAUCAUCUGAUUAUUUUCUUUCUACUGCAAUCUCCUAAGUACAAAGAAAUAAACUGGAGCUCAGAGAUGAAAAGUGACAUGCCCAGGUUCACACAGAUGAUACAUUCUAGAGCUGGACCUUCAGACUUUGGUCUUUGACGCCAACCCAUAAGAACUGUUUGCUUUUUUUCAACUGUUUGUUUACCUUCCAAUACCCAUCUUUAAAAUUCCCAUGGUAGUUGCCACUACUCUUGUCUUAAUGGUCAGUAACAAGAGCAGAAAUUAAGCCCACAUGCUCUAUUCCGAUCAGGAAACUUUCUUCUUGCAAGCUGAAGAAGGAAUGAGAAAGGCAGAAUGAAGUAAAGGGAGGUAAAGGUGCCCCCUCCUGACAGCAGAAGGUAUCCACAGCCAAGAAAAUUUAUACACACUUUCUUAAGGCACAGGGUUAGAAGUGGGUUCUGAAAGAGACUCAGUAGCAAUCUUGCCUUUUAUUUUGUUUUGUUUUAAAGUAUUAUUUUGCAAAAAGGAUUUCAAAACCAUCGCUAGGUAUCAGGGGCAGAUGGGUGAGGGAAGAGGAUUUCUUGGUCAAAUAUGUUGGGGGAACUGCUGGAUUAGACAAAGCUAAGACAGCACCAGGCAGCGCUUCUCAGAACAUUUCUCUCUGAAGUACGCACUGAACCGAGCAAGCAGAGUGCACCAUGCUCUGGUCAAAAGGACAAGUCCUCAUUUAGGGGCGUUGCUCAGUGCUAGGAAAAGCCAACAGACCUGAGCUAAUCCCACCUCCAUACCCAUACCAUCAGCCCCUGGUAUGUGACCUUGGGCACACUGCGAGACUCAGUUUCUUCAUCUAUAAAUGGGGAAAAUCCCAUCCCCAUCUCACAAAAUAUUCUAACAGAGUGUCUGGGACAUAGGUCAAGUAUUCAAAGUGGUAGCUCCUUCCCCGAUCCCUCUUCUGCCUGGUUCUUUAGCAGAAGGUUGUCUCCCCUUCUUGUGACUCCUUCAAUAUUUAACUUGGUGCUUGGUCUCCAGGGGGUCUCACUGUUGCUCAAGCUGGUCUCAAACUCCUGACCUCAAGUGAUCCUCCCCCAUAAGCCUCCCAGUGUGCUAGGAUUACCGGCAUGAGCCACCAGGCCCGGCCUUCAAUAUCCAUUUUUAAACACCUAUAAUAAUGAUCUAAGGUUAUACAGGUAUAAGCCUUUAGCCAGGAUUUGAACUUUCAUCUGUCUGAUCCCAGUACUUCCUGUUGUCAAGACAGACAUGCUCCAGGGGCCUUGGGGACCACACGUCAGGCUUCUGGAGCUACUGCCAUCUCUCCUUUGCAAAACAUAUCCCUCCCCAACUGCCUCAACUCUUGGGUACUAGCAAUUUAUCCUCUGAGUAGGUUUAUGCCUGAAUUCAACAAUUCAGUCUGGGCAGUCUGGAAACAAGACCACAGCAAGCACCAACCUCAAUUAGAACAAGUACGGGCAGGCUGUGAACUGACUCCUGUUUCCACAACAUUCUCUACCAGCUGUUUAACUUCCUAGUUUAUAGUGAGGUCAAGAGGGGGCUCCUAGAGCACUCACUAGUCACGGGUGUUGACAAGAAGGAGGUGGGCAGCCUUGUCAUAAGUCCCCUGCAGCUGAUCCCCCCCACACACCUUCUUGUACUGGGUGAUGAGACAGAAUGGUUUGAUGGCAAGGAGGACCAACCUGGGAGUUAGGCAGAGCUGGGCUCCGGAUUCUACACUUUUUAAUUAAGUGACCUCAGGGAAAUGUCUUAGCUUCUCUGAGCCUCAGUUUGCUCAGCUAUAAAAUAAGGAUACUAAUACGUCUUUUCAUGGGAUCAAUGAAAGAACUAACUGCAAGAAGACUUAUAAAAACACUUUGCUCGGUGCUUGGCUCAAAGGAAACACCCAGUCCCUGAAACUGGGUUGUAUUUAGCUUUCCCUGCUGGCAAGCCUGAAAGUCUCUAGAAUUUGGGGGAAAUGGCAAAGGGCAUUUAAUUCCCUCUAGGAAGUGAGGAAGGUGAAGGUGAUGAGUUGUUUCCUUUUUUCCCAGAGACAGGGUCUCACUCACUGUUGCUCAGACUGGAGCAGAGUGGCAUGAUCAUAGCUCACUACAGCCUCCAACCCCUGGGCAUAAGCCAUCCUCCUACCUCAGCCUCCUGAGUAGCUUGAACUACAGGUGUUCAUCACUUCACCUGGCUCAUCUCUUCUCUCCCCUCCCAUCCCCUUCCCUCGGACAGACAUGCUCCAGGGGCCUUGGGGACCACACGUCAGGCUUCUGGACCUACUGCCCUCUCUCCUUUGCAAAACAUAUCCCUCCCCAACCUCCUCAACUCUUGGGUACUCUCUCUUUCUUUCUUUCCUUCCUUCCUUCUUUCCUCCCUCCCUCCCUUCCUUCUCUCUUUCCCUUCCCUUUCCUUCUUCCUUCCUUCCUUUUUUCCUUCCUCUCUUUCUGUCUUUCUUUUUCUGUAUUUCUUGCUUUGCUUUCCCUCCCUCCCUCCCUCCCUCCCCUCCUU